This is a messenger RNA of Ylistrum balloti, 9890 nucleotides long. Its product is annotated as pre-mRNA-splicing factor CWC22 homolog. Gene Ontology annotation, biological process: mRNA splicing, via spliceosome. Gene Ontology annotation, cellular component: catalytic step 2 spliceosome. The record is from RefSeq and is a predicted model, not a curated record. Gene Ontology annotation, molecular function: RNA binding; protein binding. NCBI's taxonomy places the organism in Eukaryota, Metazoa, Mollusca, Bivalvia, Pectinida, Pectinidae.
AUGCCGAGUAAAAGAAGUAGCAAAAGUAUAACACCAAGCCGUGGUAAGGGAGAUAAUUCAUCAAGUAAUAGUGAUGAUACAGACAGUGACAGCUCAUCUAGUAGUGGAUCAUCAAGUGGUAGCAGCAAUCGCCAAGAAUUGAGAGAAAAUCAAGGUCAAAAUCUGGGUCUCCAGAUCGGAACAUCAGAAAAGAGGAACUCAAGGUCAAGAUCUGGGUCACCACACAGCAGAAGGGAAUCUAGGUCAAAUUCUAAAGAUCCCCCAAAGAGAAAAUCAUCUAGAUCUAAAUCCAGGUCGAAAUCAAAGUCACCACAGAGGAAAGAUGAGGAACACCAACAGGAAAGAAAAUCCUCACCUAGCAGAUUAGAUGUAGGAACACCAGAAAGGGAAGAUGAUAAUGUAGAGUUAUCCCUUGACAGGGAAACAUCCAUAUCUCCUCUUCGUGAAAAAGAUGACAGUGAAGCCCAGUCCAAGACACAUUCCAGAAAGAAUUCUGAAUCUAAGUCUGAGUCACCAGAUGCAACCAAAUCCAUGUCAAAAUCUCCAGAACGACGUUCCAAGUCCAGGACUCCACCUCAUCAUGACAUGAGUAAAUUCCAUAGUGAGCCAGAGAGUGGUGAGAUCACAGACAGCGAUGAUGAAGCACCUGUUGUUCUCAAAUCUGCAGUCGAGGUUUCAAGAAGAAGAGGGAGAGAGGAUGGCGAAUAUGACAGUGAUAGUAGUCGAGAUAGAAAGAGGAGGAGAGGUGGUCGUCACAGCAGCAGUGAGGAUGAUCGAAGGUACCGACGUGAUGACAGGCGUCAGGAUGAUAGACGUGAUAACAGGCGCCGUGAUGAUUACAGGGAUCGGUACAGAGAUGAUAGACGAAGAGAUGAUCGAGGAAGGAGAGAUGACAGAAGAGAACGUAACUAUGAAAGUCGAUACAGGGAUGAGGACCGUAAUGGAGGUCGCAGACGAGAUGAUGAUCGCAGACGAAAUGAUGAUCGCAAGAGAGAUGAUGACAGACGUAGAGAUGAACAUAGAGACCGGGAUAAAAUAACUACUAAUGACAAGAAAGGAAGUGAGGAAGGAAAAGCUGAAGAAAAAAUGGACAAAACAAAAGGUGAAGAAACCACAACUCCUGUUGCAGCUAAGCCAUCAGCCUUAACAACAAGGACAGGAGGUGCUUACAUUCCUCCAGCUCGUCUCCGAAUGAUGCAGGCAGCCAUUACUGAUAAAUCUAGUUUGGAGUACCAGAGGAUAGCAUGGGAGGCACUGAAGAAAAGCAUCAAUGGUCUAGUGAACAAAGUUAACGUGUCUAACCUGGUAGAUAUUGUCAAGGAGUUGUUCCAGGAAAAUAUUGUCAGAGGAAGAGGUCUGUUGUGUCGGUCUGUGAUCCAGGCCCAAGCAUCCUCACCAACCUUCACCCACGUCUACGCUGCUUUGGUGUCUGUCAUUAAUACCAAGUUUCCACAAAUUGGGGAGCUCAUGCUUCGUCGUCUGGUGAUUCAGUUCCGUAGAGGAUUUAAACGUAAUGACAAGUCCCUGUGUCUGUCCACGACACGAUUUGUAGCUCAUCUUGUCAACCAGCAGGUGGCACAUGAGGUGAUAGCUCUGGAGAUACUGACGCUUCUACUGGAAAAUCCAACAGAUGACUCAGUGGAAGUAGCUAUUGGUUUCCUAAAGGAGUGUGGUCAGAAACUGACUGAGGUGUCGCCCAGAGGAAUCAAUGCUAUAUUUGAGAGACUGCGGAACAUCUUACAUGAGGCCAUGAUUGACAAGCGUGUCCAGUAUAUGGUGGAGGUGAUGUUUGCUAUCAGGAAAGAUGGCUUCAAGGAUCACCAAUCUGUCUUAAGUGAACUAGAUUUGGUAGCUGAGGAGGAACAGUUUACACACCUUCUAACAUUGGAGGAUGAGGGCACCACGGAGGAUAUACUGAAUGUGUUUAAGGCUGACCCUGAAUAUCAGGAAAACGAGGAGAAAUACAAAGCUCUGAAGCGAGACAUUCUGGAUGAAGAUAGCUCUGAUGAAGAUGGGUCGGGCAGUGGGUCAGGAAGUGACAGUGAAAGUGACGACGAUGAUGAAGAUGAAGCUGAGAAUCAAGUGAUUUUGGACAAAACUGAGACAAACUUGGUAGCACUGCGUCGCACGAUCUACCUCACGAUCCAGUCUAGUCUCGACUUUGAGGAGUGUGCUCACAAACUUCUUAAAAUGGAGCUCAAACCUGGCCAAGAGGUAGAGUUAUGUAACAUGGUGUUGGACUGUUGUGGGCAACAAAGGACCUACGAAAAGUUCUUUGGUCUGUUAGCACAGAGAUUCUGUAUGAUCAACAAGAAGUUCAUAGGCCCAUUCCAGGAUAUGUUUAAGGAACAAUACGAAACCACACAUCGUCUGGAAACCAAUAAACUUCGCAAUGUCGCCAAAUUUUUCUCCCAUCUUCUGCAUACUGAUGCUAUUUCCUGGGGUGUGCUGUCCUGUGUGCGGCUGAAUGAAGAGGACACAACGUCAGCCAGUAGAAUCUUCAUCAAGACUUUGUUCCAGGAGUUAUCGGAGUAUAUGGGUCUUCCUAAGUUAAACGCUCGGCUGCGGGAUCCAACUCUGAUGGAAUUCUUUGAGGGACUGAUGCCUCGUGAUAAUCCAAGGAAUACCAGAUUUGCUAUCAACUUUUUCACUACCAUAGGACUUGGAGGGUUGACGGAUGACCUACGUGAUCAUCUUAAAAACAAGUCAAAACAGCUAAUGCAACAGAAAGCAGCAGAGGCUGAUGAGGAUUCAUCAUCGUCAUCUUCUUCAUCAUCUUCUUCCUCAUCAUCAUCCUCAUCUUCCUCAGAUUCCAGUUCAUCUUCAUCAUCAGAGAGUUCAUCCGAGGACGACACACCUGCAAAAAGAAAGAAGUUUAGAAAGGAGAAUAAGGGACAUUCACAAAAAGAGAAGGAAGUAAGGAAUAAAAAUCAGCUUGCCAAUACAAAGCAGCAAAAACACAGACAGACAAGUGACUCUGAUGAGGAGGAGGAAGAAGAGAGAAAUCGACAGGGAAGAAGAAGAGAUAAAAGUGUUAAAGAUAAUCCUAAGAAUGUUAAAGAUAAAAAAGACAACAGAAACAACAAAAAAGGAAGGAUGGAUAAUUCUAAAGAGAUAGUUAUAGAACGCAGUAGAGGUAAAGACUAUCAGGACUACGCAGAGGAAGAUAAAAUGAAGGAGAGAAGGGAUAAACGAGGAAGAAACGACAGUGAGUCCGAGGAGGAUAGGAUGGAUAGGAGAGAAACAAGUAAUCACAGAGGUUAUGAAAAUGACAACAGACAAAGAAGGAACGAUAGAAGAGAUAAAGGAUAUAGUGAUUCAGAGGAAGAAGAAUUGAUAGAGAGAAAGGAAAAAGGUCGAGAUAGGCAGAGAAACAGUGAUGUUAGAGAGACAAAUAGUAGACAGAGCAAUGAUAAACAAAUUAGGAAAGAUAGGCACAAUCGAAAUGAUCAACAACAAAGUAAUGAUCGUGAAAGUAGAAAUAACUGGCUACAGAAUAAUGAUCAUGAAAAUAGGUAUGAUCAACAUGAAAAUGCUCAAAGACGAAAUAGGAACGAUAGAUAUGAAAAUGACCAAAGGCAAAGUAGAAGAGAUCGACAACAAAAUGAUGAACGGCAAAAUAGAAAUGAUAGAUAUGAAAAUGAUCAGCGACGAAGUAGAAGUGAUCGACAACAAAAUGAUGAAAGGCAAAAUAGAAAUGAUAGACAACAAAGUAAUGAAAGACGAAACAGAAAUGAUAGACAACAAAGUGAUGAAAGGCAAACUAGAAAUGAUCGACACAACAGCGUUGAAAGACAAGUUAGGAAUGAUAGACAAAAUUAUGAAAACCAAAAUAGAUACGAAAGGCAACAAAGGCAGAGAGCUGAUAGUGACUCUGAUGAGGAUGCCAUGAAUACAAGUAAAUCCAGGGAUAAUGACCAGAGGCAACAACGAAACAACAAGAGAAGUAGACAGAGAGAAAGUAGUGAUGACGAAGUUACUGAAAGAAAGAAAAGUAGAGGAAAGGAACGUAAUACAGGUAAUAGGCAGCAGAGAAAUGAAAGACCACAGCAGGAAUUUAGCAGUGAUUCCGAAGAGGAAGUUGAUGCACGCAAGAAAAAGGAAAAUAAAAGACAUUCUGAAAACGAUGAAAGACUGCAAAGAAAUGAUAAUAAGCAACGCAAGCAACAAGAUUCAAACAGUGAUUCUGAGGCGGAAAUUGUAGAUAGGCGGAAAAGUCAAGGUAAUCAGAGAAAUAAUGAUAUUGUACAAAGGAAAGUAGCUAGAAGGAGUGCCUCUAGUGAUUCCGAGGAGGAAAUUACAGAUCGAAGAAAAAGUAGGGGACAAGAAAGUUCAAGAGUUAAGAAUGACGAAAGACUACAGACGGAUAAAAGGCAAACAAAAGAAGCAAAUAGUGAGUCGUCAGAGGAGUCUGAUGAUAGAAAAAUAACUCCAGGAAAGGUUAAAAGUGUAAAAAGUGUUGUAAAUGAUAAAAGAGUACCGCAGAAAAAACGAGAAUCUGUGAGAAGGGAGUCGAGUAGCAGCAGCAGUAGUAGUAGCAGUAGUAGUAGCAGUGAUGACAGCAGUAGUAGUAGUAGUAGUGAUAGUAGUAGCAGCUCAGACUCCGACUCCGCAGAGUCUGUUGUAGUGGAGCAGAAAAGUAAGGAGAAAAGCAAGCCAAAACCCAAAUCUACAAACGAUACAUAUUUUGAUCCGUGGGAAAGGCAAAAGAAAGAUGACAAGCAGGAAACCACAUUCAAGGCAGCACAAUAUGCCAAGUUAGAUAGAAACAGGACUGGAACAUCAAGACGGGAGGAAAACGUAAACAGAAACGUAAGGAACGAUAGUUCUUCUGAGGAAAGUAGUGAAGAAGAAAGGGAACUGGAGAGAUACAGUAGGGCUGAUAAAUCUAGAGAACAGUCACGCAAGACAGAUAGAUUUGAUCAAGAUAGUGAUAGUGAAGAAGUUGAUCAGCAAGACCAAUAUACUAAAAAUAUACAGAACAAAGACAGAAGGUCACGAAAUGGCACGGAAGAGCAGAGGUACAGAACAAGAGAACAGAUUAGGGAGAAAUCAGGGAAAAAAUCCCAACGUCAAGCAGAUAGUUCUGAUGAAGAAGUACGUCUUAAUAGGAGUGAUUUAUCGCGAAAGAGAGACAGAAAGUCUUUCAGGGAUGAAGAAGAAAGCUCUUUUAGACCUCCUGAAAAAUACAGGAAAAAGGCCAAAUAUUCAGAUAGUGAGGAGGAGGAGGAGGAAAGCUCUAGCAGAAAAAGCAUAUCUGGUAGUAAGUCUCGUGAUACUUCAAGGGACCUAUCUCGAGACAAGUCAUCCGAAAAGUUACAGAAAAAAGACCAAUAUUCACGUGAAACACGAAACAAUUACGAAGACAGUCCCAAAAGGUCAUAUAGCAAAUCAUUAAAAAGUGUUGAUGUGUCAAAAAAAUCGAAAAUUCAAGAAAAGUUGAGCAAAAUUGCUAGUGAGGAUGUUAUUGAGGACUAUGAUCGUAGUGAGAGAGGGAGAGACAAUAGUAGGGACAGAUAUCGGAGUAGGGAGAGAUACAGGUCACGUUCUCCAGUACGUAGGGACAGGGAGGUAGAUAGUCGCUGGGGAUAUGGGGAUAGGAGGAGAUGAUGUUCCCUGUCUCUAGGUUCCUUGGUUGUCGCACAAUGUUCAUAUUAUUCUGGCUCUCUUGAAAGUUUGAAGGAAUACUGACUAGGGUUUUCAUGCUACAUUUUUGUUCAAAGAAGAAAUUUCAUACUUGUUAUUUUAUUUGUCAGUUAGCUGACCUUUAAUGAUAAGAUCACUCACAGUUUUUUAAAGUUUCAAUAAUGCUAGUAAUGAUUGUAUCAUUGCCUUGUCAUGAGCUGUCCUAUCUCUUUACUUAGAAGUCACAGGUUAUAUGUUGGCACCCCUGUCUUACUGUAAAAUCACAUGUUUUUGUUUGGCUUAAACUUCUUGUUUUUUUCAUUGGCACUUGAUUUUGUUGGUAAAUUUUUCUCACAAAACAUGUUAGACAUGUUAUCUAUGUCGUUUUUUGUCUGUUUAUCAUUUUGUGGACAUGAAUAAAUAACACCCUUGAUAUCAGUAAAGAUAAAUCCUCCAUGAAAAUGAAUGAUUAACAAUAUACAAUUAAAGUGACUUUUCGUGGUAUUUAAUUUUCACCUGUUUAAACACAGAAGGCUUUCAAGGUAUUCAAUAUUCCUUUUUGCCUGUCUUUUGGGACGACCUGUUGUGGCUUGUCAGAUAUUUUUUCAUUUUUUUCCCUUAUGAAACACAAAUAAAACCCUUGAUUGUAAUACCGAGACACUAGUAAUUAGUAAUUCAAACUCUCUUAAUUUAUUGAUUAUAUUUAAAACUGAAUUUCUGUCUUUCACUUUAUUAUUUCACAGUUUCGACCUACAGGUUUUCUAUAGAUUAAUAACAUAAAGCUAAACAUGAACAGGUGCAGGGAAUGAUUUUUUUUUUAGGAAUUGAAUUCAAUUGUUUUAGUACCACAAAAGUUUGCAUGAGACGUCUUAUUCUUUCAGACAUUGGAGCAUCAAUGAUAAUAGUAAUAUGUUAAGGGCAGCAUAUAUUUGUCGUGCUACAAUUGGAUUCUUAAGAAAAAGAGACGGCCGUCUCUUAACUGUGACUGAAUGCUUUUCUUGUACUUAUGCUUAGACUUUCCUGGAAAUCUUGAUUAAAUUUAAACAAUCUAGUAAGUCAUCAUAAAGGACUUUAAUUAAGUAUAGCAGGAGCUUUUAUAUAUUGAUCACAUGAUUAUAUUUUGAAUGCAACAUAGCCCCGUUACCCCACAUUACCAAAAACACUCUCGGUAUUAUGCUUUAUACAAUUUUCAUUACAUUGAUACAGAAAUUUUUGGUGCCCUUUAAUUGAAGAUAAUUCCGAAUUUUACUGAUUGUAAAUAAAGUGCCUUCCUCAUUUCUGUUGUGAUUUGUUCUGAAAUAUCUGUUUGAGAGUUCUAAUCAGUUGUGAAAGAAAAUCAUUGUAUUUCUAAAUACUAACAAAUUUUAUCAAAUUGUUGUAUAAGUUUUAGAUAUUCAAAUAGGGUACAAGUAUGCUAUUGACUUCACAGAAAAUUUCUGUUAAUUUUGUGGGUCGGAGGGCUUGUUUGUGUAGUACAUAAAUGCUGUUACUUUGUUUCUUUUCUGUACAUUUUUGUUGGUUUGAAAGAAAAAAAUUCUAAUUUCUGUUUUCCUGCAUUUUACACUGACCUGGAAUAAGCCAACCCCCUUGACCUUGGUAGAAAUUGGUGUGCUGACCAUUGGGCUUAUUUCAUGAUAAGCACAGCAGCAGAUUAUAUUGGGUGAAAGACCAGAACACUGAUAUCUUUGUCUUAAAACUUACUGCGAGUUUCACAUGAAAUAGAAAUGAGGAUUAAACACUGCUUUUGAUGUAACAGGGAAUUAGAACACUUCAUUGCCAGUCAGUGAUUUAUUUACAGUUCUUAAAGGCAAGUUUGGAAUGCUGUUUAGUCUGGCUAGAAACGUAUGUCCAGUAAUAAGCCCACCCAUUUUCAUUUUUCUUCAAAAGAAUUCAAAUUCUUUAUUGCUGUCCUACAAUAAGUCUGCCAAUCUGCUCAGGGUUAAAGUUGGUAUGUUGGCUCCUUGGCUUACUUCAAGAUAAGUAUGAUAAAAAAAUUCUGCCGAGUCCCAUAAGGAAGACAUGAGACAAAGAUGUCUGUCCUAAGAAUUGCUGAAAGUUUAUGUUGUGUAUAGACAGUGUAUAACCAGUUUAUUUGUUGAGGCCUAUGUUGAUUUGUAGACCAGGUACAAAAGUAUGUAUUAACUGUUGUCUUUAUUUUGUGUAGGCAAUAUCUCUUUUUUUUUUUUUAAUGAUUCAAAUUUUGAUUGUUGCAUCAAAAGCUUGAAUAAAAAAGUACAGAAUUUUCACUUAAGUAAUAAAAAAAAUAAGGAAAAAAUGAAUGGAUCUCCUGAUUAUGUUUAUUUAAAGUAAAUAUCUAUUUUCAUGAUUUUAUUCCAAGUUGGAAGAAAUGUGAACUUGUCAAAAGUAGCAUGGACAUUUUACAGAAAGAUAUUGAAAUAUCACAUUGAUAUUAUUAGAUGUGCACUUGUGCUUUUUUAUUUUCAUUUGUUGCUUUUCUCUAACAGUCUAUACAGUCACUACAUUGUGACUUAUGAAAGAAAGACUAUUUGUUAGAUAUUUAGUUUUUCCUACAAUGCUUAUAUUUAUUUCAUGUUUUGGUUUUCAUGUCCUUUUCAUACAUUACGGGCUGUGAUAGCUCAUUAAAUGAGAGCAAUGGCAUAUGUGAUCUCAGUUAAAGAACUGAAGAUACGAGGUGCAUGGUCCAGCACUUCCUGUCCGACAGUUUGUGUUUCUGAGGAAGCUGAAAACUGACCCAUGUGUUUCUGAGAAGCUGAAAACUGACCACUUUCUGCUGACAUUUUUGUAUCCGUGGGUAUCGCUUUACCCUUAUUGCUCAAAACGGUAAAGGACGGGCCUCCUGUAUGUUGUUCAGUGAGGUAGCCACCAACUACUACAGGGAGACCAUAUGCCUCAAAAUUACCCAGGCUGUUCACGGGGCAAUGAACUCAGCAUACAAAACAAUUUUCCUGCAUCCAUCUAGAAUGGGACCUCUGGGUAUGCUAAUAUGUUAUUAUCAUUAACAAAGUUUUGUCUCUACCUUAAAUUUCUUGUUAACUCGGUUUCUGUCAUCAAAUUUCAUAAACAUUAGUUUCUCAUGGGAAGACAUAUUGUUACAUUCGUAAGCAUAUUUUGUUGCCUUCAUUUAGAAUUAUAGGUUUGAUUCCAAAUUUUUUCUCGGAGAACUCUUGUAUAGCGAGUUUUGUAAAAAACAUGAAAUAGCAAGGAAGGUUGUUGGUCUUUUGCCUCAACAUAUACAAGUGUUUAGUUCAUAUAUCAUUCCAAAUUUAAAGGUAAACAUUUUUUUCAUUAUCCUGUACAGUGUAUACCAGAUAAGGAAUACAAAUGUAUCCAAUAGCUGUUCCUUCAAAAUGACACUUGACUACAAAAAUGUGAAAAUUCUAAUGCUGUUGACAAGCUUUUAAUGUCUUUGAAUACAAACAAAACUGGGUUAGUGCUAAUCAGUCUUUUGUGAAGCCUGUCCAUCAUGAUAGGCCCCAAAGUACAAUAUUGUCUCUAAGUUGGAACUCAAAAGGUUCCGAUAUAUUUCAGUAUAUAAUUGCCAUUUUUGUUGGCAUUUUCUUUUUUUAUUUUAUUAAAUAGUGCUUUGACGUUUGAAUGUUUAACAUCAUAUCAUGUGAUGCAUGUUUUGGUGCCUAAUGAUCGAGGAUAUGUGUUUAAUUACUGAGAAAUAUUUUGGUCCAAGUCUUUGUAAGAUAAUGGUAUGGGUGUUUAUGAUGUUUAUUUCAUGUGAAUAUGGAAAUUGUCAUGUAAUUUUCUGUUACAGGGUUUCAGAAACUGUAAACAUGAUCAAUUAAUGCUAUUGUAUGAAUGUCGGUGAAAGAAUUGAGUAUAUAGAUUUUUGAUACAAAGAUGGCCGUGAAAAUGAAGAUAAAAAAGUAAUAACAGCAAACUGUUUUUUGGUAUUAUUUAGUAGUUACAACCCCAAUAAUGUCAACAAUUUGACAAAAUUUAGAUUUAAAAAAUCAGGACACGGUGUACUCUGUCCAUCAGGAGUAUUUCUGUCUCAUGAUCUCCUGUCUCAAUAGAUCUCUUUUCCAUGACUUAAAGUUAUGAUUUUCUAUUUUGGUUCAAAUAUUUUGGAAGAGUUAAUGCUCUUCGGACAUUCAGCUGUUUUCCACAAUGAUAUUUUUGAAUUUCUGUCCCAAAAAGAUAUCUAUCACUUUCCACCAAGCACUGAAAAUUGGCAGGGCUAUUUAUCAUUACAUGAAGUUUGUUUACCUCCAGGAAACUGGAUAGUGUUCUGUUUUGAAUCAACAACUGUAGAAAUUUUAUUAAAAAAUUUC